UGAAGCUAAACAACAAACAUUUUUCAACGUGCUUUGGUUGAUGCCUAAGUUCUUAUGUUUCAUGUGAACCAAGAAGUUCGGUGGUGGAUUCAAAUUAUAAGAGUUAUUACACACCCAGGUCAAAUCAUUCAUAUUCUGUAAAGUGAAUCAUUAAAAUUAUGUUGUAAACUAUUUUGAAAAAAAUAAUAAUUUUACUUCAUUUAAAAGUUUAAUAUUAGCAGAAAAAAGUAGGAAAUGGAUAAUUUAAGGAAACGUUUCAAUACCAAAGGACGGAUUAAAGCUGCUGCUGUUGUUCAGAAUCAAGAUACUCAGUCAGUUGUCGUUGACAUGGCUGACAAAGAAAAGUAUGACGCAAGCAAUCCUUUAGUCAUUGUUUCUAAAAAGAAAUCUCAUAAACCAGUUGAAAAACAGAAUACACAAACUUCCAAAAAACCAUUAUCAAAAAAACAAAAGAAGAAGCUUGAAAAAAUUCUAGAGGCAAAGAAAAAGAAGCAAAAUAGAGCAGAACUAUUGAAAAAACUAUCUGAAGUUCAAGCAUCUACAAAUAUUUUAAAUCAUCUAACGUCUACUGCUGAUAUGCAAACAUUUGGAAUUAAAAGAUUGGCGAAUGAAUCUCUUCGUGUACGUAAGCGGCAAAAAAUUAGCAACAUUAAAGGAUUGAAGUCAAAUAGAGAGUCUGAUGAAUCGCAAGUAGAUUCCAGUGAAAGUUCAAGUGACGAUCAAGUCGACGUAAUUACAACAGAGACCACAAAAGAAAAAUCUCCAGCUAAGCGGCAAAAAAUUAGUAACAUUAAAGGAUUGAAGUCAAAUAGAGAGUCUGAUGAAUCGCACGUAGAUUCCAGUGAAAGUUCAAAUGACGAUCAAGUCGACGUAAUUACGACAGAGACCACAAAAGAGAAAUCUCCAGCUAAAGAAGUGAGAAAAGAAAAUGAAACAAAUAUUUCUGGAGAAAAUGUGAUUUCAGAUAAACCUACAUGCACGCCUACAAUUUUUGUUCCAGUUUAUCGUAAGCCUGAAAUUCAGGCUGUGAGAGAAGCUCUUCCAAUUUAUUCUGAAGAACAACCUUUGAUAGAAGCCAUCAAAGAAAACUCAGUUAUAAUUGUUCAUGGAGAAACAGGAAGUGGUAAAACGACUCAAGUGCCGCAAUUUUUAUAUGAAGCUGGUUUUACUCAAAACAGCAUGCUGAUUGGCAUCACUGAGCCACGGAGAAUUGCUGCCAUGAGUAUGGCGUCCCGAGUUGGAGAAGAAAUGAACAUGCCAAAUGCAGUCUCUUAUCACAUACGUUAUGAGAAGACUGUUAAUCCUGAAACUCAAAUAAAGUUUAUGACAGAUGGCGUAUUAUUAAAAGAGUUGAAGCAGGAUUUCUGGCUUUCGAAGUAUUCAGUUAUUAUUAUUGAUGAGGCACACGAACGUUCUGUUUACUCUGAUGUAUUAAUCGGCCUUUUGUCCCGCAUUAUUCAUCGUCAUGAAAAGGAAAGAAAAGGGAAAAAAUAUCCUCCCUUAAAACUGAUAAUUAUGUCUGCCACAAUGUGUGUUGAAGAAUUUAUGGAAAAUCCCAGGCUGUUCAAGACGAAACCUUUUCUUUUUAAAGUAAGUUCCAGGCAAUAUACUGUUCAGGCACAUUUCAACAAACAUACUCCAAAUGAUUAUGUUGAAGCUGCAUUCAAUAAGGUGUGUAAAAUUCAUCAGCAAUUGCCACCUGGUGCCAUAUUAGUGUUUCUGACGGGUGAGAAGGAAAUAAAUAAACUGUGCCAAACUCUGAGAGAUGCAUUUCCUAUGAAAGAAUUUGAUGAGGAAGCUGAUUGUUUGUUUAAGAAGAAACGAAAAAGAAGAACGAAAAAUAACAUGUCUACUCUCCCAGACAUAAAUUUAGAUGAUUUUACCAUUGAACCUUUGGACACUGAAGAUUUGCAACAUCAGUUGUCCGAAGAUGAAGAUUUUCCAAAUGUUAAUUUUGUGAUGCCGAAGCUGGACGAUGGUUCGCUUCCACUUUAUGUAUUACCUUUAUAUUCUGCUCUGCCUCUUGAGGAACAAGAAAAAGUUUUCAAACCCCCUCCUCCUGGAUGUCGCUUGUGCGUCGUCUCAACUAACAUAGCGGAAACAUCUAUUACGAUUCCGGGCCUCAAAUAUGUUGUGGACUCUGGAAAAGUAAAAACUAGAGUUUAUAGUAGCAACAGUGGAGGUAUAUCGCAGUUUGUGGUGACUUGGUCAUCUAAAGCAUCAGCCAAUCAGAGAACUGGGCGUGCUGGCAGAACAGAAGGUGGACAUUGUUACAGAUUGUAUUCAUCAGCUGUUUUUGAAAAUGAAUUUCCUGAUUUCUCUAUACCUGAGAUUCUGAGAACGCCCUCUGAUGAUAUUUUACUGCAGAUGAAAGCUUUAGGUAUUCCAAAAGUUGUUCAUUUUCCCUUCCCUUCAACCCCUGACAUUGAAGCAUUAAAGGCUGCAGAAAAAAGAUUGGUUUUAUUGGAAGCUUUAGAAGAUAUACAGAAUAAGAGUGGAAGAUAUAAAGAUUCUAAAGAAAGAGAAUUUUCAGCACCCGCUACGAAUUUUGGCAUACAGAUGGCACGUUUCCCACUGAGUCCGCGAUAUUCUGCAAUGCUGUUGCUCUCUAAAAAGCAUGACUGUAUACCCUACAUGGUGGCCAUUACUUCUGCAAUGACUGUUCCUGAAGUUUUCUUGAGUUCCACUGUUGGUACAGAGAAUAAUGAAGAUUUCAAAGUACUUUGGGAAGGAAUUAAAAAAAUAGGUGCUGGAAAUGGUAGCCAAUUGAGACUAGGUGAUGCAAUGGUGCUACUAAGAGCCGUCGCAUUAUUUGAAAAAGCUGAUAAUAAGGUGAAAUUUUGUAUCAAAAAUAAAAUUAAACACAAAUCUAUGGUUGAAAUUCAUCAAAUGGGACUUCAAUUAAUAAAAGAAAUGAAUCAGGCCUACACUUUAGAGAUGCCUUUACAUUUGAAAAUGGAUCAACCAUCAGUGGAAGUUGUUGAAAAGAUACGGAGAAUUUUGGCAGCCGGAUUUGUUGAUCAUAUAGCAAGAAAAAUGCCCACAGAAGAAAAUAAAAAAGACAAAAAAUUAAAAAAUGCUUAUCAAUGUAUGGAAUUGAAAGAUCCUGUCUUCAUCCAUCCAAGUUCAAUUCUCUUUUCUGAAUUGCCUGAAUAUGUUGUUUAUCAAGAAAUCAACCACACUUCUAAAUACUACAUGAAGGGAGUUGUUGAAAUAGAAAGUCAGUGGAUACCCGGCAUCGCACCCAGUCUUUGUAGUUUUUCUGAACCCAAAGAAGAUCCACAAUAUGAUGCUUCCAAAGAUAAAAUAUAUGUCACAAUGGACGUCAAAGUGGGUUGUUGGUCGUGGGAGAUAUUAAAUACAAACAUAGAGAUGCCAAAAGGAAUUCCGAAAUACCAGUGGUUUACAUUCUUUUUAUUAGAUGGCCAAGUGUGUCCCUUUUUUAAAAAUUAUCAAAGACUUUUAGCACCUUCUCUUGUUCUAAAGAAAUGGGCUACAACAUAUAAACCUGAAUACGUGUAUUUUCUAAAUGCACUGGCGUCUCGAGAAAUCGAUUGCCGUAAAUCUUUAGAAAAUGUGUGGCUAGCUGAUUCCAAAUAUUUAUUACAAGAAUUUUUAGCUUUGUUGCCGUCAGAGAAACAUUUAGAAGUAGAAGUGAGAUGGCCUCCUAAAUCUUGAGAAGCUUGAUGUGUAAAUAAAAGAAUAAUAAAAUAUAUUCAUUCCAAAUA
Parasteatoda tepidariorum (common house spider) is the source of this 3728-nucleotide messenger RNA. Its product is annotated as putative ATP-dependent RNA helicase kurz. The record is from RefSeq and is a predicted model, not a curated record. Lineage: Eukaryota; Metazoa; Arthropoda; Arachnida; Araneae; Theridiidae.